AAGGGAGAAGAUGUGUACCCAGAAUGAAAAGCACAAAGUCAGCAUCAGAAGAGAAGAAAGCUCUUCCAUGAGAGAAGGAUGGAGAGGAUGUUCAUGAAGGCAAGCAUGAAUGCCAUAGCUGUAGUCAGAAGACUCUUCCUUGUCCUCUUCCAGUGCAAAAAGCUGCUGUUCUUGCUCUGUGUGGGUCUGUGUGUGAAGAGCCUGUACAAUGUGACGAACACACUUGGCAGGCAUACUGAAAAUGGAACCCUUUACAUGGUCUUUGGAGGGGACCUGUUCAUGGACACCAGUGGUCAGGAGCUGGGAGACAGAACAACAUGGAGGCACGUUGGUGCUUGCCGAAGACGCUUUGUGUGGAGAAAGCCUUUUCUUAGAAGGUUUAAAUCUCACUGGGAGCCUUUCCUGACCAGCAAAUCCAUAUACUCACUCCUGGACAGGCCUUUUAAACAGGAGCUUGACAAAGUUCUGUGGCUCCAUAAACUUCCUUUUGGGCUGCACAGCUCAGUUCUCUCUGCUUUUAGCACAUUGCAGCUUCUUCCAGAGCAGGACUUGCCUGGAUCCUUUGGCCGUUUAUGGUGCCAAAGGUGCAUUGUGGUUGGCAAUGGCUACUCUGUCCAUGGGCAGCACUUUGGGAAAAUGAUUGACUCUCAUCAUGUUAUCAUAAGAUUAAAUGAUGCUCCAGUAAAAGAGUACAAGAAGGAUGUGGGAGAAAGAACCAGCAUUCGUCUCUUCUUCCCUGAAUCAGCUCUGCCCAACCCUCUGGAAAACAGUGACAACAAUACACUGAUGGUGUUUGUCCCAUUCAAGCCUUUGGAUUUUUUAUGGCUGAGGGAAGUAUUGCUGAAAACAAAGAACAAGACAAAGGAGGGAUUUUGGCGCCAGCCUCCCCAGGAGUGGAACUGGAACAUCUCUCAGCUACGUAUUCUCAAUCCAUAUGUCACCUAUGAGGCAACAUUCAAGCUGCUGCAGCUGAAUGCAUCAAGUGGGAGAUAUGCCACCACGGGAAUCAUUGCUUUGAACUUAGCCCUCCAUCUGUGCCAAGAGGUCAACAUUGCAGGCUUUGGUUACCCUGGCAACCAUGACACUACUACACCAAUACAUUAUUACAAUACUGGUCUCUCACGGAAAAACGAGCUCUUUCAGCAUAAUCUCACAGCUGAGAGGAACUGGCUUCUGAAAAUGAUUGAGUGGGGAGUGAUUGCUGACUUAACCAGCCACACCUUCCAGACCCAGAACGACUGAGAGGAGGCCAUGCUGCUUGCUAUCCCCAUCCAGACACCUCACUUGGGCUUUGCCCUUGUUCCAUCCUUGUUCCAGGUUGUUUUGAGCAUGUCAUAGUAUAUUCUUUCCCAGGUGAAAUGGGAGGUUAAACCCUGAGAUUCAGAGCACUUUCUUCAUCCUUCAUUUGCCUCUAGCUUCCACCACU
Messenger RNA from Lagopus leucura (white-tailed ptarmigan), 1426 nucleotides. Its product is annotated as CMP-N-acetylneuraminate-beta-galactosamide-alpha-2,3-sialyltransferase 4-like. Bases 79 to 1242 code for a protein of 387 amino acids. The record is from RefSeq and is a predicted model, not a curated record. Gene Ontology annotation, biological process: glycolipid biosynthetic process. Gene Ontology annotation, molecular function: sialyltransferase activity. Lineage: Eukaryota; Metazoa; Chordata; Aves; Galliformes; Phasianidae. The transcript has 12 exons.